Molecule: messenger RNA, 1226 nt
Organism: Scomber scombrus (Atlantic mackerel)
Lineage: Eukaryota; Metazoa; Chordata; Actinopteri; Scombriformes; Scombridae
Exons: 7
Coding region: 78-779 (233 amino acids)
Cellular component (GO): membrane
Source: RefSeq, a predicted model, not a curated record
CACAAAUCAGACGUUCACAGUUAGAGGGAGUCUGUGGCACUGAACCAGCAACAGGUGAGGUAUCAGCACUGUGAAAGAUGACUGCCACUGUCCUGAAAAACAAGAAAGUGACCGUGGUCAAUGUGGCGGCUGACAAUAUGAGAAUCUCGCCGGCACUGCUGUGUCAAAUCUUGAAGAUGAUUUGCUGCGGUCCUCCGUGCUGCUUGGUGCUCAAGGGGCUUCUGCAGACAAAUGUUACAGCUGCUCUUGGGACUAUUCAGAUCAUGGUGGGCCUGUUCAGCAUUGGACUUGGCCCAGGACGAAUGGGCAUCCAAGCUGAGGAUUUUGCUAAUAUUGAAGUUGCUUUCUGGCUAGGUGGAGUGUUCAUCGCUGUUGGCAUCAUCUCAAUUUUUUCUGGCCAAGUGCCCACUCUUGUCUUGGUGGGAUUUGCCAUGUUUCUGAACAUUGUCGGAUCGGUCUUUGCCAUCAUUAGCAUUGUUCUGCAUGGCAGAGACCUGGCAGGUCCCUCUGUCCUCAGUUUAUGUGACAGCUAUGGGUACAAUGCUGGUAAUGACGAUGACGCCUGCAGAAGAGUGGCAUCCUAUGCCCAGAAUAUGUUGACAGCCAUUGACAUCACAUCAAUUACUCUGGCUGCUCUCCAGCUGUGUGCCAGCAUCAGCUUUGUUAUUCUGGGUGUCAAAGCUUUGAUCAACAGGAAGAAGGAAGAGCAGGUUGAUGAAGAUGUUGGUGUUCUCCAACCAGAGUUGAAGGAAGUCCUCAUGACCAGUCCUGAUGUUUAAAAUCAUUUCAACAAAACACAUGUGUGCACGAGUAUGAAUAAGCAUCACAUCACUGUAAUCACAAAAUAAUCAAAAGCACAUUAUAUUACAAAAAUUACCUGUGUUUUCUUUUAAAUAUUUACUUUUCAAAUUGUGAAUGUGGAUAUUAGAAUCAGAAGAUUUCACUGGGAGUAAACUCAAUAAGUUUUAAUUGUUUGUAUCUUUUAAGCACAAACAAAAGAUUUUUGAACUAAUUGUUCUUUGUAUGUUAUGUAUGUUAAUGGUAAUGGUGUAAAGUUAGACACAAAACAACCCUCAUCACAUGAGACCCUUCAACUCACUCCAACUUCUCCCAUCAGGCAGCAGUUAUAAAAAUUGUCUGUCCAAUAUAUUUUUUUAAAAUGAUUUAUAACAGCGUUGCAAUUUGAAUCUCAUUUAUCUUGUUAAAAAUAAAAUAUAUUGCAUUGA